Messenger RNA from Prionailurus viverrinus (fishing cat), 2864 nucleotides. RefSeq names its product ETS proto-oncogene 1, transcription factor (gene ETS1). The record is from RefSeq and is a predicted model, not a curated record. The transcript has 9 exons. The coding region runs from base 364 to 1791 and encodes 475 amino acids. Gene Ontology annotation, biological process: regulation of transcription by RNA polymerase II; cell differentiation. Gene Ontology annotation, molecular function: DNA-binding transcription factor activity, RNA polymerase II-specific; sequence-specific DNA binding. NCBI's taxonomy places the organism in Eukaryota, Metazoa, Chordata, Mammalia, Carnivora, Felidae. Gene Ontology annotation, cellular component: nucleus.
CUAAAGAGGAGGGAGAGAGGGAGGGAGACCGCGGCUCCGGAGAGCGAGAGCGAGCUGAAGCUGCCUGCCGGCGGAGAGGAGGAGCGGGGCGAGGACGAGGAGGAGCGGGGCGAGGCGCAGGCGAGGCUGGGACCCGGGGCGCGCGCACUUCUCCGCAAAGUGCCAACUUCCCGGGAGAGUGCCGGGCGCGCACCUUCUGGGCGCGGGGAAAAGUCAGCGGCAAUCUGAAAUCUUAGGGAAGAAAGUCGGAUCCCCCCCCCCUCCCGUCCCCUUUUCCCCUGUUACUAAUCCCCAUUAAAAAGACAAACAACAAGAAUAACAGCAAACUUGCCAUAAUCCUGUCUGCCCCUCACUCCUGGCACCAUGAAGGCGGCCGUCGAUCUCAAACCGACUCUCACCAUCAUCAAGACGGAAAAAGUCGAUCUGGAGCUUUUCCCCUCCCCGGGUCUGAACUCCGGCGCUGCCGAAUUACAACUGCUUUCAUUUGUUUUUCCUGCUCCCCUACCAUGUAAUGGUCAAGGGCUCAUUGGAACCAUGUGUGAGCCUGAUAUGGAAUGUGCUGAUGUCCCACUGUUAACUCCAAGCAGCAAAGAAAUGAUGUCUCAAGCGUUGAAAGCUACUUUCAGUGGUUUCUCUAAAGAACAGCAACGACUGGGAAUUCCCAAAGACCCCCGGCAGUGGACAGAAACCCAUGUGCGGGACUGGGUGAUGUGGGCUGUGAAUGAGUUCAGCCUGAAAGGUGUGGACUUCCAGAAGUUCUGUAUGAAUGGAGCAGCUCUCUGUGCGCUAGGGAAAGACUGCUUUCUCGAGCUGGCCCCGGACUUCGUCGGGGACAUUCUGUGGGAACAUCUCGAGAUCCUGCAGAAAGAGGAUGUGAAACCAUAUCAAGUUAAUGGAGUGAACCCUACCUAUCCAGAAUCCCGCUAUACCUCGGAUUACUUCAUUAGUUAUGGUAUCGAGCAUGCUCAGUGCGUUCCUCCCUCGGAGUUCUCAGAGCCUAGCUUCAUUACAGAGUCCUACCAGACUCUCCAUCCCAUCAGCUCAGAGGAACUCCUCUCCCUCAAGUAUGAGAACGACUACCCCUCGGUCAUUCUCCGGGACCCUCUGCAGACAGACACUUUGCAGACGGACUACUUCGCCAUCAAACAAGAAGUUGUAACCCCAGACAACAUGUGCAUGGGGAGGACCAGUCGUGGUAAGCUCGGAGGCCAGGACUCUUUUGAGAGCGUGGAGAGCUACGACAGUUGUGACCGCCUCACCCAGUCCUGGAGCAGCCAGUCCUCUUUCAACAGCCUGCAGCGCGUCCCCUCCUAUGACAGCUUCGACUCAGAGGACUAUCCAGCCGCCCUGCCCAACCACAAGCCCAAGGGCACCUUCAAGGACUAUGUGCGUGACCGUGCUGACCUCAACAAGGACAAGCCUGUCAUUCCUGCUGCCGCCCUGGCGGGCUACACAGGCAGUGGACCAAUCCAGCUGUGGCAGUUUCUUCUGGAAUUACUCACUGAUAAAUCCUGUCAGUCUUUUAUCAGCUGGACCGGAGAUGGCUGGGAAUUCAAGCUUUCUGAUCCAGAUGAGGUGGCCAGGAGAUGGGGAAAAAGGAAAAACAAACCUAAGAUGAAUUACGAGAAACUGAGCCGCGGCCUCCGCUACUAUUAUGACAAAAACAUCAUCCACAAGACGGCGGGUAAACGCUAUGUGUACCGCUUCGUGUGUGAUUUGCAGAGCCUCCUCGGGUACACGCCCGAGGAACUCCACGCCAUGCUGGACGUCAAGCCCGAUGCCGACGAGUGACGGACACCAAAGGGGUCGGGGCACCUCUGCUGAGACAUUUCGAAGAACAACCACAUCGGUCGGACUCUUAAUUUUUAAUUGUUAUUCUAUUUUUAAUUUUCCAGAACUCACUUUUUUACAUUCAGGGGUGGGCGCUAAGUGGGCUGCAGCUAUAAUCAAUUGUGCGCAGUUGGAAAAGGACGGCCAGGACUUGAGGGGUGGGGGGGGACAAGAAAUUCUUGAGCAAAUUUUCAGGACAGAGAGAAGGGUCUUCUUAAGAAGCUUGAAGAAUCUGGCUUAAGGGAGGAGACUAAUGUGUCCCAUUACUUUUAAAACUCAUCCGUGAAAACAAUGCGUCUCGAGUGGUGGACCUAUUAGCAAAAGAAGUUGACACGUCAGGAGUCAUGAGACCCAUGAGAGACAAUUUAUUUCCUUUUGUUUUUAGGUCUGGGAGGGCAAAAAAGAGGGAGGUGGGAUAAAACAUUUUGUUUGGGGGAUGCACUAAAAACCAAGGACUAUUUACCUUUUACUCUACUUUCAAAACAAAGAUAGACUUCAGUGGGGAGGGGCCAAAACUGUUUUUGUGUUAAAAUUUUAUUUUAUUAAAUUUUGUGCCAGUAUUUUUUUUCUUAAAAAAUCGUCUUAAGCUCUAAGGUGGUCUCAGUAUUGCGGUUUCAUGCGAGUUUGUUUUUAUUUGCCGACUGAGGAUUCUGUCACAGUGAAAGGAAACUGUUUAUAUAGACCCCACUGGAAACGCAAAGUGCUGUCACUCAGAUCGGGGAUCCCAAAUUCAUGUGACUUCUAUAUGAAGGAAAAAAAAAAAACAAUGCUGAUUUGGGUACAAGGGACCUGUGCAUGUGAAUUUCAUCUGUAUUUUAAAAACUGAUCACACCCCUCUACUUACUUGUCAUUAGUGGAUUCUCGGGGUUUGGGCUUAACGUUGAGUUAAGAAGCAUUAAGUCUUUGAACUGAAUGUAUUUUGCCGCCCUGGUUUUGGACCCCAGUAAAUGUAGGAGCACUGUUGAAAUCAUAGAAUGGAUAUCGAAGGAGGAGGACUGACUUGGUUCUUAAUGGGUUCUAUACCUGUAACAUAA